AUGUCGUGGCACGUGUGCACCAUCUGCGACGGCUGCAUCGACAAAGGCACACCAGAAACACCGAAACUUACCGUUCAAAAAGUUGGUUUUGUCGGAAAACCAUUUUUUUUUUUAGAAAAAACUGAAUUUCCAGAAGGUAAACUACCACGAGGCGUCAGAAAACCGUCAAUUCCGCAUCACAAUCGUUCGGCAGUGCGCGGAGGCAACGGAAAACGGACUGGAAGCGCUGGAAGCGGCCGAUCCGGCGGGGGACGGCCGGAAAUCGGAAUCCGUUCAUUUCUAUGUCGAUCUAACCGAAUUGACCACUAUUUGCCCGUAUUUUCAGCAAUUUCAAAAGGUUUGUGCAAAAGCGUGAAUCGAAACAUGAAAAAAACUAGGAAAAAACAUGAUUCUUUAAAAAUCUCUGUAAAAAUAUAUAUUUGCAGCAUUGCUACGUGGAAUUCUCGACGAACUGCACAUCCACGUGGAUCUCAUCCACUUCAACUUCCUCUUCCGCUCCGUGCCCCGCCCACACAUUCUCGUCUCAGAUCUCCCCGCGCUCGUUCCACUCUUUCCUCGAAUCCGCGUGCCCGGCGCUUUACUCGAUCCGUCCGGUCCCGCUUUCGCUCGAUUCGGUGCCGCCGGUCCUCGAGAUCCUCUCCCACUUCCACUCGGAACCGCUUCUGACCAACUGCGAGCGCUUCCUGAUGGCGGUGCCAUUCGGAUCGCUCGACCCGGCGCUCCUCAUCCGGAUCCUCCACCGCGGACUGUGCGUCAGUCUCGACCAUCGCAUUCUCGCCCGAAUAUUGUGCGUCUGCCUCAUGAACACCCACAAAAUGGCCGACGUGUCGCAGGAGUUGCACGGAACCGUCGGCGCCGUCUUCGCACAGGCUUUCGUCGCGUUAGUUGUGGGGGGUUUUUGGAUUUUCUCUUAAAAAUUUUCAGAAACGCUGCGAAAGGGUUCCGACACGUGAAACCGCUGGAGCAGGAGUCGCAAUUGUGGCCGGAAGCGAUGCGGAAUCUGAUGGGCGGCGCCGAUUCGACGCGGAAAAACGGCCGGACAGCCGAAGCGGAACGGACGCGGAAAGAAUCAGCGGAAGGGAUGCGAUCACGCCAACGAAUCGUGCGUUUUUGGCAGGGCUGACCAAUUGACCUCGACUUUUGGACGACUUGCAAUAUACUGCUCGGACCCAAACUUUGCAGCCGUAUUGGACUUGGAUUCAAGUAUACUGGGUUCAAGGUUCAGACCGAUCGGAUCGUUUACUGUCGAUAUAUAGUGCUUGAGGGCCAAUUUCAGUCAAUGAUCCACAUAUCUCGGGAUCAGAUGAUCCGAUCAAGCUGAAACUCGGACCCAAUAUACUCGAAUCCAAGUCCAAUAAGGCUAAAAGUUUUGGUCCGAUCGGAUGAUUGCAAGUGGUCCAAAAGACCAGGCCAAUUGGCCAGCCAUGGUUUUUGGGGAAAACAUUCGGUGAGAUUUAAAAACAAUGAUUUUUUUUCCAGAUUCGAGUGCAUUUUGUGCUUCGAUCAGCGAUGCGGAAAGUGCAAGGGAGAGACUGCCUUUUGCUAUAAGGUUCUUUAAUUUUUGAAUUGAAUUGAAUUGAAAAAAACGUGAGAAACUCAAAGCUCAAACAAGUUUUUGUUUGCAGGCGCUGGACAAUUUCCUGUACGAAGUGCGUGUGCAGCUGUACCCGCACACGUACCGACCCCAUUUGGACCGUGAUUUGCUUCGCGAGGACCGCAUCAACGACUACAUUCUCCGUCACCAACUGCAGCCGCUCCCCUAG
Messenger RNA from Caenorhabditis sp. 36 PRJEB53466, 1763 nucleotides. Lineage: Eukaryota; Metazoa; Nematoda; Chromadorea; Rhabditida; Rhabditidae. The record is from the annotation of a GenBank genome assembly.